Musa acuminata AAA Group (dessert banana) is the source of this 1922-nucleotide messenger RNA. Its product is annotated as protein S-acyltransferase 18-like. The record is from RefSeq and is a predicted model, not a curated record. The transcript has 9 exons. Lineage: Eukaryota; Viridiplantae; Streptophyta; Magnoliopsida; Zingiberales; Musaceae. The coding region runs from base 283 to 1782 and encodes 499 amino acids. Gene Ontology annotation, molecular function: protein-cysteine S-palmitoyltransferase activity. Gene Ontology annotation, biological process: protein targeting to membrane; peptidyl-L-cysteine S-palmitoylation. Gene Ontology annotation, cellular component: Golgi apparatus; endoplasmic reticulum.
AUCGACGGUUCGGAUCAUCUGAUGUCCCUGUUGGGUUCGCUGCGGUGGGGUGCCUCUAAAGCAUUUCCCUCCUCCUGUUAAAUGAUUUGGAUUGGUUAUGUGGCACAAAAUUACCUGGCGGUAACGGGAGGCAGCCGAACCCAGCUUUCGAAUUUGAAAUCUCUCACCAAGUCGACCGUUGCCUGCAAAGCAUGAAAACUACAGAGAGCAGAAGGUGGGGAAGAAGAGACAGACCUCUUCUGGUCGACGACGACGACGACGACUUCUCGAGAUCAAUCAAGCAUGAGGCGCCACGGUUGGCAACUCCCUCUCCAUCCUCUCCAGUUUGUGGGAAUGGCUGUGUUCUGUUUCCUGGUGAUCUCCUUCUUCGUUUUCCUCGGACCUUUUCUAGGGAACAGAAUUCUCAAGAACACGAUCGUGACGCUCUUCUUCUUCGCGGCAUUGUCGGUAGCGAUCCUAUACACGAGGUGCACUGCCAUCGAUCCAUCGGACAGGACGGCCGCCAAGAAACGGAGGCGAAGCAAGUCCGCUGGCCUGCCGAAGCUGAACUACAGGUUCAUGUUGUGGCAGGUGGUGGUGAGGUUCUUCAGGAAGGUAGAAGGCAGGAUCCUCAGGCGCUGCAUAAGGAGGAAGUACUUGGAUCCAUGGCACCCGAACGUCCAAAUGCAGCCCCUCCUCUCCUUUCCUCUCGUAUUCCUCGAAGACGCCGCCACAAUGCCCGAUCGGAAGGACGACGACAUCACAUUCUGCACUCUCUGUGACUUGGAGGUGAAGAAGCACAGCAAGCAUUGCCGGAGCUGUGACAGGUGCGUCGACGGAUUCGAUCACCAUUGCAGGUGGCUCAACAACUGUAUCGGAAGAAAGAACUACACCACCUUCAUCCUCCUCAUGCUUCUCACAUUGUUAAUGCUCAUCAUAGAGGGCGGAACUGCGUUUGUGGUCUUCGUUCGCUGCUUCACCAACGGGAAGGAGAUCGCCAGCGAAUCGAAAGAGAUUCUCCAUGCUGAGAUUCCCAAAGGAGUUCUUGCAGCAAUAUCAAUGUUUCUGGCGCUGCUGACGGCAUAUAGCACAGCAGCAUUGGGGCAGCUAUUUUUCUUUCAUGUAGUUCUCAUCAGAAAGGGAAUGAGAACAUACGAUUACAUCCUGGCAAUGAGAGAACAAAGCCAGUCGGUUGAUCCAUUUGAUGAGUUGUAUUCAUCUUCGGAUGAAAGUGAUGACUUAGACUCACCAGAAAGACCCACUCUGCUGUCUCGGUUCCGAUGUCACAAAUCUGAAAAGAGCCAAAGCACCCAAAGAUUAUCGAUAAGAAUCGAAAAAGAUUCAGACUCAACUCCAAACAAGAAGACAGAAUUCCACAUCGACCCAUGGAAACUGAUCAAAAUGAGCAAGGAGAAGACACUGAUGGCAGCUGAGAGAGCAAGGGAGAGAAUGAGACAGAAAUUGACACCCAUGGUAGCGACUGGACUGUCCAUAUCACCACUGAAACCACUGCCGCUGGAGAUGAAACAGGGACCAUUGAUGAACCCAGAAGCGAAGAAGGUGAUCCUUAGAGACACGACACCUGUUGUCCCGAGGGGGUGGUUUCCAAGUUCACCAAGCAGACGUCUCUCCAGCCCCAGGCGGAGAUUCUCAGGGUCUCCUUCUCCAAGGCCUCAAAAGUACAGGAGCAGCUUCGACCCAAAACUGACAGAGGUUUCAAGGGAACUUGAGACAUACAUUUCCAAGCAGGUGCUGUGCGCUGUUCUUAAACAGGGUGAGGAUGAUGAGUCUUCUCCGAGAUAGCUUGAAGCUACUCAAUGUUCACCUUGCUUCCACUGGCUUCCCGCCACCUCUUAUUUUACCUUUUCUCAUCCUUUGAGAAAGGUUGACUUCAAUUCAAUUUCAAUUAAUUCAUGUGAAGAAGAUAUGCCAUAGUCAAGUCA